AUGUCCGUGAAAUCCAAAACCGCGUCCGUCCGCUCCGUCUCCCUCGCCAGCAAAGACCGUCUAUCCUUCCUCAACCGCGUCCCGGACGAAGACGCCCAGCUCAUCCGCUCCUACAACCCAGGCCAAAAGAACCUCGCCGAGCUCAACGAGGAAAUCCGCGCCCUGGAGCUGGAACGCGCAAACCGUGCCCGGGAACACGAAUUACGCGGUUUCAAAGACGAACUGAAAGCCCGCGAGGAAUUCGCUCUUGCGGAUCAGUACAGGCAUCGCCAUCAUCACCAUCAUCAUCACGAUAGAGCAGGGGAUCUGGCGCUUUAUGAUGGGACGAGGGGAAGGCCGAGGAUCGUAGAGGAUGAAGUGAUGCUGUUUGAUCGGGAGAGGAGUAGACGAAGGAGUCAUGACGAUGAAUUGGUGGUUUAUGAUCGGUAUGGUCGGAAGAGGUAUUACAAGCGAACCAAGAGUCCGCCAAAGAAUGUGGUGCGGGUGGAGAAGGAUCGGAGGGGGAGGUUGUCGCUUGUGAAGUCUACGCACUGA
Molecule: messenger RNA, 534 nt
Organism: Lecanosticta acicola
Lineage: Eukaryota; Fungi; Ascomycota; Dothideomycetes; Mycosphaerellales; Mycosphaerellaceae
Source: the annotation of a GenBank genome assembly